Messenger RNA from Phytophthora infestans T30-4, 597 nucleotides. RefSeq names its product dynactin subunit 5, putative. Lineage: Eukaryota; Oomycota; Peronosporomycetes; Peronosporales; Peronosporaceae. The transcript has 5 exons. Bases 1 to 558 code for a protein of 185 amino acids. The record is from RefSeq and is a predicted model, not a curated record.
AUGAACCCGUACGUGGAGGCACCCGAGAAGCAGUUCGACCCACAGAUGUACAUCCACACGUCCACUGGCAACAAGAUCAGCCGCAAAUGCACUCUCUGCGGCGCCCAUAAUAUCCACUUACGCGGCAAGACAAUUGUCAAUUCAGGAGCCAUCGUCCGGGCAGACUUAGCCAAAGUGUCGCUCGGAAAGCAGUGCAUUAUCCGAGAAAAUUGUAUCGUCAAGCCGCCGACAAGGGUCGUGUCCACAGGACUGGCUUUUAUCCCGGUGAAAAUCGGUGACUACGUGUACAUUGGCGAGGACACAGUCGUGGAGGCUGCCAUGGUCGGGUCGUAUGUGCAGAUCGGCAAGAAUUGUGUCAUUGGCAAGCGUGCGAUCAUUCGAGACUGCUGCCGGAUUGAAGACAACACUGUGGUGCCCGCUGACGCAGCCAUCCCGCCGUUCUCCAGGAUUGGUGGCAUCCCAGGGAAACUUAUCGAAGAUAUGCCAGAGGCGACGCAGGAGCUGUGCAUCGGACAGAUCAGUCGCUACUUCGAUAAUUUCACCCCGCGUGAAAAUUAACCUUCUGGGCAUAAUUCUGAUUCCCCUUUUUGCUCCAAU